Messenger RNA from Lineus longissimus, 5422 nucleotides. RefSeq names its product vinculin-like. The transcript has 22 exons. Lineage: Eukaryota; Metazoa; Nemertea; Pilidiophora; Heteronemertea; Lineidae. Gene Ontology annotation, biological process: cell adhesion. Bases 150 to 3650 code for a protein of 1166 amino acids. Gene Ontology annotation, molecular function: beta-catenin binding; actin filament binding; alpha-catenin binding. Gene Ontology annotation, cellular component: cytoskeleton; adherens junction; cell-cell contact zone. The record is from RefSeq and is a predicted model, not a curated record.
UAUAGGCCCACACGAAAACAAGUGUUGGUCUUCCCUUUUUUUGGCCCCAAGUUUUUAGGGGAACGGAUUGAGGAUUUCGCCUGAAAUUUGGCAAGGAUUAUCUUGGAUAUAUCAUCUAUCUUCUGAGGUGGACAUUUUAACAAACAGCCAUGCCGGUGUUCCACACGAAGACCAUAGAAGGGAUCCUUCUACCCGUGGCCCAGCAGGUGUCGAAGCUUGUGAUCCUUCAUCAGGAGGCUGAAGAUGGCAACGCCAUGCCAGAUCUCACCAAGCCGGUCGGAGGGGUUGCUGAUGCGGUCAACAAUCUCGUCAUUAUUGGAAAAGAGACAACAAUUUCGACCACUGAUGAGGUACUGAAGAAGGACAUGCCGAUUGCCUUGAACCGAGUCCAGGAUGCAUCACAGUUCCUCAAGGAGGCAGCUUACAUGCUGAAGGAUGACCCAUUCUCUCAGCCAGCUAGGGCAAAACUUAUCGAAGGAUCCAGAGGUAUUCUCCAGGGUACUUCAGCGUUACUGCUUGCCCUUGACCAGAGCGAGGUCAGGAGGAUCCUGCGAAGAUGCAAAAAUGUUCAGGCGUAUCUUGCUAUCACAGAGGUGGUGGAAACCAUGGACGAUUUACUCGGCUUUGUUCAGAAUCUCACCCCUCUCCUGACAUCCUUGACGAAAGAAGUGGACACAAGACAGCAGGAGUUGACACACCAGGUUCAUCGUGACAUGUUGUUGCACUCCCUUGACGAGGUCAAAUCACUGACACCUAUUGUUAUCAGCAGUAUUAAAACAUGCGUUAACACAUUUGAAAGUGGUGGCAUUGGCCUUCAAGAAGCCCAGGAAAAUAGAAACUACGUUGUGAAUAAGAUGAUGCUGGAAAUUGGAGAAAUUGAGCGAGUUCUACAGCUGACGACCUACGAUGAGGACGAGUGGGACUCUGAUGACAUCACAAUCAUGAAGAGGGCUACAACACGAUUGGAAACAAACACUGUGUCUGCCAAUGAGUGGUUGGCCAAUCCUGCCUUAGACGAAGCCAAUAUCGGUGCCUUGGCGCUCCGUCAGAUUAUAGAUGAUGCGAGGAAAGUCGCCGAUCGGUGCGUCGACCCUGUGAUGAGGGAUACGAUGUUGCGGAAUAUCGCGAAUAUUGAGACGAUGACUAAGCAACUUUGUGAACUGCGAAAGAGAGGGCAGGGUAAUUCACCAGCAGCGAGGGAGUUAGCCCAGAACCUUGGCAUGGCCUUGGAACGGUUGAAUGCCGAUUGUGUUGGCAUCGUGGACAAGGCAGAGAAGCUUGGUGUCAUCCGACCAGCUCACACGAUCGCUGGGAAAAUCGAUCAGGCGCAGCGUUGGAUCAGCUCCCCGCAGGUUGAUGACAAGGGAGUAGACAGCGCCGAACGCAUCGCACAGCAGUACCAUCUGAUGCAGACUGUUGAUGCGUGUUCUGCCGACCUACUCUCGCUAGCGGGACUGAAACUAGGAGAGCAAGCUGCGCGUAUGGUGGUCACUGAAGGUCGUAAGGUCGCUGACACCCUCCCUGAACCAAUGAGGACAAACCUCACGAAACUAUGUGACAACGUCGAAUCGUUGACUGGGAGGCUUGCAGACUUCUGCCGAAGGGGUCAGGGCAAUUCUCCCGAGGCCCGCCAGGUCGCCCAGGCCCUGUCUCAAAAGCUCCACGCAUUGAAGGACUUGAUCCAGGAUGGACUCGUCGGGCAGGUUGUCGAGGAGUUUGCCGACAUUGAGAUGCCCAUCCGCAGGUUACAGAAGGCUGCUUUUGCUCCACUUGGCACACCAAACAGGGAUUUUGAAUUUGAAGACAACGCCAUCAAGUUUAUCAACCACUCCAAGAACCUGGCAACAAUCGGCCGAAUGGUCGCCGCAGCAGGAUGUAAUAACAAGAAGCUGUGGGAAACGAUCAUGACUCAUACUCAGCAAGCAACCGAUCUGACCCCACAGGUCGUCCAUGCGGCCAAGAUCUGCUUGGCACGGCCAGAGAGCCAGGCUGUGAGAGAACAUUUCGAAUUGCUGAAGAAGGUUUGGGUAUCAAACAUGGAGCAUCUUCGGAGUCUUGUGGAUGAGGCGAUUGAUACGGCUUCUUUCAUCAAGGCUUCAGAGGAGGGCAUAAUCCGUCAUUCUGAGAAAUGCGAACAUGCCAUUACUGAUAUGAAUGGUCCUGCUUUUGUUGAUAAUACGUCGAGGAUCGCACGAUGUGCUAAUCGUUGUGUUCAAGUUGCCGCUCAUGAGGCGACCAGUAACGAGGAUCCGAAGUUUGUGGAGAGAGUCAAUGAUGCGGUCACUAUGCUGAAAUCAACCAUCCCCCCGAUGCUGAUGGAUUCUAAAGCAGUAGCAACAAACCCCGGCGAACAGAUGGCUGUAGGAAGGUGGAAAAACUCUAAUCAAGCUUUGAUCACUGCUGUAGGCAAAGUUCACCAUGCUGUUGUCGUCUACCCUCCUGGUUACUCCUCUCAGCAUGAUGGCUACCAGGGCCAUGGGGGCUACCAAGGCCAUGGCAACGUACCCAAUGCCCCUGAUAUCGGCGGCUUAAACAUCUCAGAUCUGCCAGAUUUUGACGAGAUAGCUCGCCACAUGGAACCACUGGUGGAAGCUUCCCCACAACAGUCGAGCCAGCUCCAUGCAUCGCCCUCUGGAUAUGGCAGUAUGGGACGUGGGGGACCGGAAUACUCUGACUUCCGUUACACACCAGGUGGCGAUAGCCAUGGUGCUGCGACGUCCCCAGGGGCCUAUGACCCGUCAGGUUACACAUCUGACGGCUCCUUGCAGAGGCAGAAGGCGCAAGGGACGUAUGGUGCUCCUGGGGUGAGGAUUCCUGUCCAACACGCCUCCCCUGCCACAAGUCCAUCCCCGAGGAGUCAUGGUCAUCUGGACUCCUCCUUCAGUCCCUCUGGUGCUAGCUCUAGCAGCAAUGAUCCAUUAAUGGCCGAGCACCUGGAGAGCUCCCUCUAUGGUGGCAACCAGAACUACCAGUAUGGCCGAGAAUCUGGUCCACCGCGUCCACCACUACCACGGGAGGAUGCCGCACCACCGCGCCCGCCACCACCAGAGACGGAUGAUGAGGAUGACUUCACGAUGCCUAUUCCCCAGUCUAAUCAACCUAUUAUGAUGGCAGCUCAUGCCCUUCACAUGGAGGCAAAGCAGUGGUCCAGCAAGGACAACGACCUGAUUGCAGCAGCCAAGAAGAUGGCUCGUUUGAUGGCCAGGCUUAGUGAGCUGGUGAGAGGUGAAGGAGGCGUGAACAACAAGAAGGAACUCAUCUUGACUGCGAAGGCCAUUGCCGAGGCAUCGGUUGAGGUAACAAGACUCGCCAAGGAGGUCGGGGUUGAGUGUACUGACAGGAGGAUGAGACUGGCCCUCCUCCAAGUGUGUGAGAGAAUCCCCACGAUAGGAACACAGCUCAAUAUCUUGUCAACAGUAAAGGCCACCAUGCUCGGUGCUCAGGAACCUAUCCCAACCCCUGAUGGAAGCGAAAUAAAUUGCGGUUCAGAGGAAGAUCAAGAGGCAACAGACAUGCUGGUCGGCAAUGCUCAGAAUCUCAUGCAGUCAGUGAGAGAGACUGUGAGAGCUGCAGAGGCUGCUUCAAUCCGUAUCCGUGUGGAUAGUGGAUACACCAUUCGCUGGAUACGCAAGAGGCCGUGGUAUACAUAAACUCUUCAAAAUCGGUGCUCUCUGGUUGCUAUAGAGUGAAGGCUGUUGCUAGGCAACUGGGACAAGAUAACCACGGUGACCAAUUGUUACAUAUUGGUUGCUAUGCUAGAUAUCUAGUAACUGGUUCUAGUAAAUUGAACCUCGGUUAGUUUGCCAGGAAACCAGUUGCCAUGGAAACCAACUGUAGUAGUUGCUAUGGUUAUAGGGUCUUCUGGCAAUCUUUGCUGGUGCCAAAAUAAGUAGAAUAUGGUUUCUAUAACGGUUAAGUAAUAUAAUGUAUGGGUACAAUAGGAAUUGAAUAGAACAGAGAUGUUUUUGGUUCUCCAGCAUUUCUUUGAGUGAUGCAUCUUUGAAUCGAAUAUGAUAGUAGGAGCCACAACCCUACUCCGUAUGCUUGGUAACGGAUGAGAGACAGCUUCAGUUUCUCUGAAAAGGAAACAUGGAAAGCUCCUGAAAACACUCUGCUUAGAACAGGAAAACUGUCUCCAAUCAAGUUUACCAAGUAGCAUUCACUCAUCUAGCCACAACCCAUGGUUGGGUUGCUGCAGGUUGCUUGCAUUUUUAUUCAGAUUUGGAUUUCUGGUCUUCCCUAACCUGCAAAUUUGUAGGUCUCUACCUCUUAGUUUAGCCUUUCCAUACUUUAAUCAUGAAUCAAAACUAGAACAAUGUGUGUUCUAAAAUUGUAUUAUUAUUGUAGUAAUAUUUUGUACAUACAAAAAGUAGUCAAUUUGAUGUACCUGGGUUCUCUCUCGAGCAGAAUGCUCCCCACAGCCUUAUGUGAUGUGUGUCUUUGUUGGCAGAAUUCAUAGGCCCUGUGUUAAUUCUUAGUGAUCAAGUUUGUUUCGAAAUAUGGCUCGUAAUUUCUUUGAGGCCUAAAGUGGCCGUAUACAGUAUAAAGUAUAGAUUAGAUUCUCUAAUCCAUACUUGGUACAGUAUGUAAUGAAAUCCAGUAGCUAUAAUAUUGUUGGUGUUCAUGUGCAUGUCAUGUUAUGGUCUGUUAUAGUCCCGGUUAAAGUUGAUGAAGAAAUUUGUGUAUAGCGUAUUCAGCCAAUUGCAUGUACAUGUAGUCUACAUAUAUGUUGUUAGGAUUUAGUUAUUAAUGGAAACAUGAGUUUCUUCCAGUAUAGAGUCUGGACAUACUUUGGUCACAAGUGGUUGGAUGGCCUGUCCUAAUAAAUUAUUUCACAGGUUAGGAUCUUCUCAAUGUGGUAUGGGCCAUCAUUCACCAAGAUAGACUAGAUAUGCUCACUGAAGAAGGUCUUCCUUCUUCUGGUCUACUUGCCUGACGGGUACCAGGUCACUUACAUAGGUGGACAAGCUGCUAAAUCAUGUCCUCAUUGGACAGGCCCGAGUGGUACAAGGCCACCUGGAGUGACCUUUUCCUCUUAUUAAUCCUUAUUUGAAAAUAUACAGAUGGUAUGACAUAUGGCCUGAAAAGUAUGAGGGUUGGAAAAUAUCAGAUAUUCUUUAAAUUCUUUAGGACUUUACCUGUGAUUUAGAAUUUCAAGCCUCUCCCAUGGGCCAGAGACGAAAUUUCAAAUCAGAGGUGUAUUUCUCCUUUGUCUACUAGACCUUGCAUGUACAUUUUCUAACCCAUAUACAAUUAACAAUAGUGGAAAUGAUAAUUUACUACUUUAUACACUAUAAUAGAUAUUAUGCCUUAUUACUGUUCUUAAUAUAUUAGAGGUUGACUUUUUGUUCCAAACAUGACAGAUGUGGACACAUUUUACAAGAACUGAGAAAUAAAGAAAAAAAUUUUAUUCACUGAGUAA